GGCAUUUUGACUCUCUCUUAUCCUCCUCGGAGAAUUCUCUCUCCUCUACCUCGGCUCAGCUCAAAACCCUAUCGAGAAACAUUCCCAUCGCUCGCUCCUCGCAGAGCUCGAAUCGAGCCCCGUUCAGUCCGAUUCGGAUCCGGUUCGAGCACGAAAAUGGGGAUGAGCAGCGAUCCGAACCCGGACGUCUCCGACGAGCACCAGAAGCGGUCGGAGAUCUACACGUACGAAGCCCCCUGGCACAUCUACGCCAUGAACUGGAGCGUCCGCCGCGACAAGAAGUACCGCCUCGCCAUCGCCAGCCUCCUCGACCACCCCACCGCCAUCACCAACCGCGUCGAGAUCGUCCAGCUCGACGACUCCACCGGCGAGAUCCGAGCCGACCCCAACCUCUCCUUCGAUCACCCCUACCCCCCGACCAAGACUGCCUUCGUCCCCGACAAGGACUGCCAGCGCGCCGACCUCCUCGCCACCUCCGGCGACUUCCUCCGCAUCUGGCGCGUCGCCGACGACUCCUCCCGCGUCGAACUCCGCUCCUUGCUCAACGGCAACAAGAACAGCGAGUUCUGUCGGCCCCUCACCUCCUUCGACUGGAACGAGGCCGAGCCCAAGCGCAUCGGCACCUCCAGCAUCGACACCACCUGCACCAUCUGGGACAUUGAGCGCGAGACCGUUGACACCCAGCUCAUCGCCCACGACAAGGAGGUCUACGACAUCGCCUGGGGCGGCGUCAGCGUCUUCGCUUCCGUCUCGGCCGACGGCUCCGUCCGGGUCUUCGACCUCCGUGACAAGGAGCACUCGACCAUCAUCUACGAGAGCUCUGAGCCCGACACCCCCCUCGUUAGGCUCGGGUGGAACAAGCAGGACCCCCGCUACAUGGCCACGAUCAUCAUGGACAGCGCCAAGGUGGUUGUGCUCGACAUCCGCUAUCCUACUAUGCCAGUCGUCGAGCUGCAGAGGCACCAAGCGAGUGUGAACGCGAUUGCCUGGGCGCCACACAGCUCCUGUCACAUUUGCACAGCUGGGGACGACUCGCAGGCGCUCAUCUGGGACCUGUCAUCGAUGGGGCAGCCCGUGGAGGGUGGCCUAGACCCGAUUCUGGCCUACACGGCAGGGGCGGAGAUCGAGCAGUUGCAGUGGUCGUCCUCGCAGCCUGAUUGGGUUGCGAUCGCAUUCUCUUCCAAGCUUCAGAUACUUAGGGUGUAAUGGUUAGUGAGUAAUCGUUAACUUGUGUAGUGGGGCUUAGAAAGUGAUUUAUUUGUGCCCCAUUCAUUCGACUUGACUGACUGGUGAAACUGAGGUUACUGAUGGCUGUUGAUGGUAAAUGUGAUUAUUGCAGCUUCGCACAUGUUUGCAUGGCGUAAUGCGUCCGACCUUUUAUGUUUUGAGUUUUCAUGGGCUGCCAAAUACUGGGUCUCACGCUCCAAUCAACAUACUGAAAUGUAGAGCUCCUAUUUUUUUUGUGAUCCUAUCCAUUGGAGAUCAAUUUGAAUAGGAAUUUUUGCAUUUCGAGUUGAUCGUAGUUCUAAUUGCUGGUGGUCUGGUGUGAUCAUCUUCUUCUGAUGUAAAGCCUGCCUAUGAGAAGAAGAAGUUUACCCUUUUCCAGAUU
Messenger RNA from Rhodamnia argentea, 1609 nucleotides. RefSeq names its product WD repeat-containing protein LWD1. The transcript has a single exon. The record is from RefSeq and is a predicted model, not a curated record. Lineage: Eukaryota; Viridiplantae; Streptophyta; Magnoliopsida; Myrtales; Myrtaceae. The coding region runs from base 157 to 1206 and encodes 349 amino acids. Gene Ontology annotation, cellular component: nucleus. Gene Ontology annotation, molecular function: protein binding.